Vicia faba (fava bean) is the source of this 393-nucleotide messenger RNA. The record is from the annotation of a GenBank genome assembly. Lineage: Eukaryota; Viridiplantae; Streptophyta; Magnoliopsida; Fabales; Fabaceae.
AUGACAGAAAUCCUAAGCUACACUGCUUGCAGACAAUUGUCUCAAAUGUUCAUUGCAGUUAUCUUCUUUCAUGUUUCAGAAUAUUUUCUAGCCGCCUUCAUUCAUGGAAAGUCAAGUGUAACUUUGAAGUCCCUUUUGAUUAGCAAACACUAUCUUUUAGCAAUGGUAUUUUCAUUGCUGGAAUAUUUAAUUGAGGUUACUUUCUUUCCCGAGCUAAAGGAAUAUUGGGUUAUCAGUGAUUUAGGCCUAGUACUGGUUGUUGUAGGGGAAAUUAUAAGGAAAACGGCAAUAAUAACAGCAGGGCAAUCUUUUACUCAUAUGAUAAGGGUUCGUCCUGAUGAACGUCACCAAUUGGUUACACAUGUUGGGUCCGGGGUGCCAUUUGUAAAUUGA